This is a messenger RNA of Colias croceus (clouded yellow), 1976 nucleotides long. Its product is annotated as integral membrane protein GPR180. The record is from RefSeq and is a predicted model, not a curated record. Gene Ontology annotation, biological process: G protein-coupled receptor signaling pathway; response to pheromone. Lineage: Eukaryota; Metazoa; Arthropoda; Insecta; Lepidoptera; Pieridae. Bases 236 to 1783 code for a protein of 515 amino acids. The transcript is spliced from 7 exons.
AGAUGUCAAUUGUCAAACUAUAAUUUGUAAAUGAAAUGAAGGUAGUGAAAUGAAAUAGGUAUAAUCUUAUUGUUUUUAUGUUGUGUCUAAGAAUAAAACACAGGAAUAAAAUGAAUUAAGUGUAUAAUAACGAAAGUAUAGUAGUGUGAAGAUGUAAGAUUUAACUUGAUGGAAAACCUGAGAAGAAAUAUAGUGCGUUAGGCAUGUUAGUUUCGCUCUGUAAUUCAACACCAAAAUGAAAAGAUUUAUAAUCAUAUUAAUACUCUCGUUAUUCUGCGAGGUAUAUUCAACGCACAUAAAGGGUGACUUUUCUACUGAUGAAUUUUUCAAGUUCUUGGUUAAGUUUGGUUUCCAAAAAACUGAUAUUCACAAUCAAAAAGAAACAUAUGGUUAUAUAUUUGGGAACAUAACGUCCAAAGAAAAGUUCAAAUAUCCGAUAACAUUCGCCGUUUUAGAUAGAAAACAUUUUAUACAUUACUACAAAAGCCGCGAUAUUUUUGAUAAGGAAACUGCCUGUCAAUUUAUGUUCCAAAAUCUCAAUGCAUCAGCCUAUCAUCCAAAAUGCAAUGCGUACGGACAAGAUUUAUUCAGGAGGAUUCCAUGUCCUAAAAAUCAACUGUGUGUGGAUGAAGAUAUGUCAUGGAAUGUAAUAAAAAACAAUCAAUUUACAUAUGUUAUUCAAAACAGUGGACAGCCAAGAUUCUGGUAUGUUUCAAUGGUAGCAUGUUACCUAGAUGAAGUGUCUUGCACGUGGCAUCACUACUCAGGGGCUCCGUCAUUGGAUAACAAAACAUUAACUGAGAAGCCUCAAGUUAUUAAUUAUGACUUUUGGCUUGUAAAUGGCAGCCCAAAUCUUUCAUUCUACAACACAAUGUUGUAUCAGUUUUCAUUUGAUAGACAAAAUACACUGGAGCUGUAUUUGUUAUUUUGGAUCUGCUAUAUUAUUUUGGUUCCUGUCCAGAUAUAUGCAGUCAGAACACAAAGACAUCCGGUAACAAAGCUGUUCACAUCGAGUCUGGUUUUGGAGUUCAUUGCGCUAUGCUUCAAUGUGCUCCACACAGUGAAGUUUGCUGCUGAUGGUGUGGGCUUCCCUGGCCUCGCUGUCUCGGGAGAUAUAUUUGACAUUAUGAGCAGGACCCUCUUCAUGCUUCUUUUACUUCUUUUGGCAAAAGGAUGGGCUGUGACAAGACUGGAGCUUACAUACAAACCUUUAGUGUUUGGUGUGUGGAUGGUUUACGGGAUUGUUCAUGUUUUACUGUAUGUUUGGAAUACUACUGAAGUCGAUAUAAUAGAAGAGAUAGACGAAUACCAAACAUGGCCGGGCUGGCUUGUGUUAACAUUGCGAGUUGCCAUCAUGACGUGGUUUGUGUUAGAGCUGCGAAACACAAUGAUGUAUGAACACAACAUGCCCAAGCUCAAUUUCCUCCUACAUUUCGGCGCGUCGAGCCUGGUUUGGUUCGUGUAUCUGCCAAUUAUAGCGUUGAUAGCGCUACAAAUUAGCCCGUUGUGGCGAUUUAAAUUUAUAUUAGGUAUAACAUACUCCGCCGACUGUUUGGCGUUCUGCGUAAUGGCUCACCUUUUGUGGCCGACGCGAUCUGAGCAGUAUUUAUUGUUGGCACCUCCUGAUUAUACAGCGGGCAUCGAAGAGUUAGACGAAUUUAGCGAGUCUCCUCACGUAGUUCACAGCGACACGGUGGCUCUCACGGCCGCUGAGAGUGUGAACGCGGACGAUGAAGAAGUUAUAUUUACACGACCACACAAAAACGGCAUGGCGUUCUCAUAGCAAUGCCCAUAGACAACAACAACAAAUGUCAAAAACUUAGGCAAAUCAUAGACAAUUUUGUCGAUGUAACUUUUUUAUGCGUUUUUAACGGCUAUGGUAGCUAUAUAUUAAAAUGUCAUAGAGAGUCGAGAAGACAAGGUAAUAUUUUAACGAUUUUAAUAAAUGCGGAUUUGGAAUGGAUUGUAAAAAUGUA